AUGUCCAUCUUGCCCUCACAAACCCAAUCGGCAUCUUCGUCUUCUUCGUCUUUACCAAUCCCUAACCCUAAUUCACAACAUGGAGUUUCAGAAAUCGCCUCUUCUCUUUCCCCUCAACUCAACCAUGCUCUCGGAUCUCUCCAGAUCUCCGAUUAUCCAGGUCCAUCAACUCCAGCUGCAGAAGAUUCUGGUAGACCCUCCGAAAAGGUGACGGAGCUAGAGUCUUCAAGUGGUAUGAAGGCACCUCAGCGAAACUCUAGAUCACAUUCUAGGAGUCACUCAGGAAGACGUACAGUUGGACUCUCCCAGUCUGAGGGGAUGACGACGGGAACAAUUUCUUCUCAUAGAAAUCAACAGGCUACUGGAUCUGUAUAUUCUCAAGGAAGCACUCCUUUCGGAGGAAGGAAAUCUCAGAUGGCUAAUGGCAAUCACUUACUCAACUUUCAGUAUGAUCCAAUAUCCCGUUCCCAACAAAGGGGUCCUCCUCCUCCCCCUCCAGCACGAAGGCAGCGGAAGAGAAGACCAUACAACAAAGAUUUGUUUUUGCAGGCAAAUUUCAAAUUCAUGGUGCUAGAUUCGGGAAAUUAUUCCCCGAGUCAAUGGAUCCAGAUAAAAUGUUACAGUGGGAAGAUAUUAUAUGUGUGA
This is a messenger RNA of Vicia faba (fava bean), 645 nucleotides long. The record is from the annotation of a GenBank genome assembly. NCBI's taxonomy places the organism in Eukaryota, Viridiplantae, Streptophyta, Magnoliopsida, Fabales, Fabaceae.